Botrytis cinerea B05.10 is the source of this 2313-nucleotide messenger RNA. RefSeq lists its product as hypothetical. Gene Ontology annotation, cellular component: endoplasmic reticulum; membrane. Gene Ontology annotation, molecular function: long-chain fatty acid-CoA ligase activity. The transcript is spliced from 3 exons. NCBI's taxonomy places the organism in Eukaryota, Fungi, Ascomycota, Leotiomycetes, Helotiales, Sclerotiniaceae. The record is from RefSeq and is a predicted model, not a curated record. The coding region runs from base 120 to 1826 and encodes 568 amino acids.
GAAAUAGCCGCCUGCGGAGUCCUCUUGAAACGAGUAUCAGAAACUGGCAAUACUCAUAUUCAUGAAGACACCUUGAACUUAUUGUCAUUACAGAUACGUUUCUUUAAACAUCUUUCAAGAUGGGGUUCGAUAACCUCAUGCUCUAUCUCGAUGAGAGCAUAACAGGUGUUCUCAGCGAUUGGGAUCUUUAUUCAACCUUGAUUGUCACUGUUCUCAUCGGCUUCUUUGCUUACACAGUUAUAACAUCUCGCGAUCCGGAUUCACAUCCUAUGCUCUUAGCCCGUCAAUCACAAGCAUCACCAGUUAGACAAGAAGGCCAGUCUGCCGUUUUCAGAAAUCACGCUUCUCCCCAUGGCAUACCGCUUAACUCAGGACUCAACGUCAAAGACCCCGGUGAUUCGAAAUGGGCCCCAGGCCGCAAUGGUGACCUGAGAGAUAUUUGGCGUAAAGCAGUCACUGGAGCUGUCGAUAGGGAAGGGAAAGCGACUGGAGAUAUUGGUAGCCUCAUGUCAAUAUAUGGUUCCGAUAAACUAGUCACUCACAAGCUUGCCGAUGUUACUCGUCAGAUCAAUUUGAUUGGUCAACACAUUAAGCAGAAUGGCGGAACUAACGUUGCCAUAUAUUUACCAAACUCUAUCGAGUAUGUCGUAACGCUGUUCGCUUGUGCCUUCUACGAUCUCAGUGCAAUACUUCUACCAUAUGACGAAUCUCCCGAAAGCUUAAUAGAAUUGAUACAAAAGUCCAAAGCGGAUACGGUUAUUGCUGCUGUUGGUUCUUUCCCAUUUGAUACAGUGACGAAGUCAUACCCCGCUUUGCAGCAAAUGAUAUGGGUGGUGGAUGAUGGCAGCAAGCAUAUGGACUGGAAUGAGGUUCCAACGGGUACAGGCGGAGCUGUGAAUGUUUCUACCUGGCAAGAGAUUCUUCAAGAUCAGGACGCUCAAGCAGGUUCCGAACUACCUGUUAGUGACAAGAAUGUCGAGGAGCCUAAGAAAGUCGUUGCAUUCUGGCCUAACGGAGAACUCGUGGAAUACACUCAAUCAGUGCUGGUGGCCGGUGUUUCCGGUCAACUUUCCUCCAUACCCGCCGUUCAGCGUAUCACAUCUAAAGAUCUUUUCCUCUCUGCGGAACCACUUUCAAAGAUGUAUCCUUUGAUCUUAACUCUCUCGGCACUUUACUCAAAUUCUUCCGUUGCAUUAACAUCCGUUGCCAUCAAAGACCCUGAUCUCGUUCUAGCAACGAAGGGUACAUCCCCAACAAUUGUUGUUGCUUCUUCCACCACUCUCGCAAAACUUCAUGCAGAAACUAAGGACAACUUAACUUCACCACUCUAUCAAGUCGUCCACUGGUUUCAGACCCGAUCUUUGGUACAGAAUGGUGUUAUGCCUCUUGCCACCGUCUUUUCCCGCAUGUACGAUCAUCUUCGCCCAAUUAUUGGCACAUCGCCUGGCAAACUUCGUUUGAUUUACGUUUCUGAACCUGUUAACGCACCGUCAACACCUUUGAGCGCUGAAAUACUCUCAGAUCUGCGAAUUUACACAGGCUCAAGAAUUGUCUAUGCUCUUACAGCAUCAAAGGUAGCAGGUGCUGUAUCUCAAACUGGCAUAUAUGAUUACAGAGUAGAUGAUGGAUCGGACAAAUACUCGCACUUUGGAGCGCCUCCUCCAUCCGUCGAGAUCUUUUUGAAGGAUACUAAGGAGUAUCAAACUUCUGACACAUUUUCCGUUGGACAAAUCAUAGUAAGAGGCCCUGCCGUUGUAGGAGGAGAAGCAGACUUGGGUAUCGCAGGAAAGAUAAAACCAGACCACACACUUGCUCUGAUUUCAUGAUAGGAUGGUCAUGUUUUUGUGCAUAUUCAUGGAGCCGUUCAUAUCAUGUCAUGUCAAAUAAAUCUAUAUCCAUAAUAAAGCUCGGAGCUAUCCGAAAUGAUCACAAUGCCAUUUUACUGUUGUUGUAAUCACACCCCCAUGCUCAAAAUCAGUUGUCUGUUGCACGUCUAAGAACUUAGCUUUUGUAUUAGCUCUCAGAAUGAAUAUUUUGUUGCGGACCUGGAAAUUUGGCUUUUCUAUUAGCUCUGCAGACAUGGUAACAAUAUCAAUACUGGCGCCAAUAAUAUCCACUCAUCGAGAUCACACUAUUGUAUUGUUGCACACCUCAAAACUUAGCUUUUCCAUUAGUUGUUAGUCCUGCAGGAAUCACAAGUAAAAUAUCCACAUUCGAGAUGUUUUUGUUGCACGCCUGGAAACUUAGUUGCAGUGGUUAAUUUAUUACCAGUCGUUUGUUGCAUGUCAGGAAUUUUAGUAUGAUCAUAUCUAA